This is a messenger RNA of Cajanus cajan (pigeon pea), 2176 nucleotides long. RefSeq lists its product as uncharacterized. The record is from RefSeq and is a predicted model, not a curated record. Lineage: Eukaryota; Viridiplantae; Streptophyta; Magnoliopsida; Fabales; Fabaceae.
UCUCACCAUGUCAUUUACUCCGCUGUUGAAAAUUUUACUAUCCGAGGCCGAAGACUCUCCUCCUAGUUGCUCUUGGUUUCUUAUGCUUUGUCUUACCCAAAGUCUUCUUUGCUUUUCUAGGUAACGGGUUCUUUUUCUACUUCCAGUUUUUCUUCUCCUUUCUUUAAUUUGUCUUCAUUUGAGAAUAAUGAUUCUCUUCACCACUCGUGUAUGGACUUUUCAUCUUCCUUUGAAAGCUUAAAUCAUGUUGAAGGUAUCCUCUUUACCGAGAAGGAGGAUGGAGAUAUAGAUCCUCUUUAUGAUAGUAAGUCUAAAGUGGUACUGAGGUUUGAAUGGGUUCAUCCUGAGGUAGCUACACACAAUUCUAGGUUUUGUGACCCUAGACUUUUAGAGAACUUCAUAAGCAUUGUAGAAAUAUCCUCCUUCCCUUCUAGGGACGAACCGUACCCUAUUAUGCUAGGACUUGUAAAACUGAUGCCUCUUAUACUCCAUAUUAUAUAUUUGCCUGUCAACCGUAUAGCAAACCGAAGCAAUUCUUUUACAUGUAUGAUUGUCUUUUUCGUGACCUCGGCAUUGUUCUUCCUUUCCAUCCUUUCUUCACCAGUAUUCUCCGAAUCCUAAAUGUAGCACCUACUCAAUUGCAUCCAAAUAGUUGGGCAUCCAUGCAAGCCUUUUGGAGUUUGUGCAAGUUUACCCAUGUGAAAGCGACAUUUAGUUUGUUUCUUUUUCAUUAUUAUUGUCGUCCGGCCGAACAGAUUAAGUGGGUCUCUUUAGCUCGAGUCCCUUCUCGGAGACUCUUGAAACCUUUCACCUCUUCUUAUAAAAAGUUCAAAGUGGGUUUUUUUAAGGUGUGUAUACAUCUGAGUGGUCAAUCUUACUUUUUUGAUAAUCAUAAUACUCCUUUGUUUCCUUUUUAUUGGACUCGGACUCCACUCCGAUAUGAUAUUCUUCCUCAUUCCUUCCUUACACCCGGGGAACUUUCUGACUUCUCAUUUUUGGAAAGUCUUCCACGUGACCUCCCAUGUCGACGACUUAUAGAUUUGCUUAAGUCUCCCAAUCCCAUUCGAGACCUUGAAGGUAUUAUGGCUUCUUUUGGUGCUAACAUCACUUCCUUCUGCCAAGUCCGAAAGGAACAUGCUAAGGUCGAGGCCGCUGCUGCUACUACUACUCCUUCACUUGGAGUUCACCCUGCUGAGCCUUUGGUGGAUGUAGUCCCUCAUCGGGUUGAGAAGAAGAAUCCUUCAAAAGACAAGGACAAGGGCCCUAAGCAUAGAACCACCGAACGCAUGGAAACCGAGGCCGAGGCUGGAAUGAGAGCUAAGAAACAAAAGCAUUUGACCCCUUACUUCAUCGGUCCAUGUACUUUGCCCCCUACAUUGACUUCGAGUCAUUUUCUAAAUCCGACAAUCAACACACGUGAAGUCUUAGGCCAAGGGUUUAUUUCCCCGGAAGGUCGUAACUUUUUAUCUCAAGAGAACUCGUUGACAAAGUGAUCUCUCUUGUAUGAGUUGAUGGGUCGUUCUAUGGCAAUAGCUCAAACUCUCUUCAUGGAACCGAUCACUGAGAUGGAUAAGCUUUGUACCAGUUUGAAGAAUUCGGAAGUUUCCCUUACUUCGGCUCUCAGCAAAAAUGAAGAGCUUUCUGCCGAACUUGACAAGCUUAAGGCCGAGCGCACGAAACUGCAUGGCUUGGUAAGCAAUUUUUAAGAGAAGUUAGGUGAGGCCGAAGCUUCGAAGGCCAAAGUGGUGGGGGAGUUCGAGGGACAACUUGAAGAGGUGACUGCUCAAAGAGACAAAGCUAUUUCCGAUUAUGCGUCCUACAAAAAUGUUGUCGAGGAGAGGAUUUACAAUGAACAUGAAGAGGGCUUUAAUCAUGCCGUUCGGCAGGCCAUUCGUUUCCUUGAUGUUCCCUCGAACUUUCAAUUUGACCUUGGAAAAGAUUUUUACAAGGGAAACUUCAUGGAUUUGAACGAUAUUCCUGAUGAGGCUACUACUGAAGAUGCCAAUACUCCUCCUCCCUCCUCCCUAGUUGCCGAGGACAAUGUUGCUCCAGCCGAUGUUGAUCCUGAUGCUUAAAUUCUUACUUCUUGAUGUUUGUUUAUUUUUUGCAUUUCUAUGACCUUUGACUUUUAUGUAAUCCGUCAGUGUGUUAUGAAUGAACAUCAAGUUUUGACGUU